AUGUCGACUGAUGGCACUCAAAUGGCUGAGUCGGGCAAGCGCACGGCUCAAGAUCUUGUGAAAGAGAUAGCUAAAGAACGUGGUUAUCUUGGUGAAGAGCAGCUUGCGCGGAUCGGGGAGAUUAACCCUGAGCUUCGUCGUGAAGUGGAAGAAGCACUACUCAGGAAAGAUGAGAUGAUCGGUUCUGCUGUCCUCACACUUGCCAAGAAUCUUUACACAAGCAACGCCAGGUUUGUCUUUGAGUUGCUGCAGAAUGCCGAUGACAAUGAUUACAGCACCGCUGUGUCACAAGGUCAGGACCCGUAUGUCUCUUUCAAGGUGCACCCAGACAAAGUGACAAUCGAGUGCAAUGAGAAUGGUUUUACUCAUGAAAACUUGAAAGCGAUUUGCGCAAUUGGUAAAAGUUCAAAGGUCGGCGCGGCUGGCUACAUUGGUGAGAAAGGCAUCGGGUUUAAGUCAGUCUUCAUGGCAGCCUGGAAGGUCCAUAUCCAGUCAAAUGACUUUUCCUUCUCUUUCACGCAUCGCAAAGGAGACUCAGGUCUUGGAAUGGUUACGCCUGUGUGGGAGGAGACGAAAGAACCGAUAGUUGACUCAUCCACUCGCAUCACUUUACUACUUCAUACAAGUAAGGAUCCGGACGAGGAUGAACGACGUCGCGACACCAUCCGCCACCAGUUCCAAGAGUUGCAACACACAAUAUUACUGUUUCUACGGAAGCUACGCAAGGUUCAAGUGUCUUUCUACGACAAAGAGAAUGUUCAAACUGCAACCACUGUUUAUUCUCUUCAAGGAAGCAAUCCAGCGACCAUUCGAAAGGAGACAUCUGAUGGUGUAGAGGAGAGACAGUACCAUGUCACUAAGCACGUCGCUGAGAAUAUCCCUCGGAGCGAGAAUAGAACAUAUUCGGAUGAACGCGACCGUGCUGACUCUUCUGCUGAAGUCGUGCUGGCGUUUCCCUUGACAGAUACGGGAGCUCCAAUUAUUGAGAACCAAGAUGUUUUUGCGUUUCUCCCAAUGCGACCAAUGGGUUUCAAGUUCCUCAUACACACAGACUUUGUCACAGAAGCCAGUCGUCAAGGCAUAGUAGUCAGCUCCCUCCGAAACCGCGCUCUCUUGCAAGGCAUCGCAGACUGUCUUGUCAAAGCCAUCGAAGAGUUCUGUCGUCAUCCCACACUUCAAUACCAAUGGAUGCGCUGGUUACCCCAACGAGACAGUUAUCCUUGGGACAGUUUCUGGUCGAGUCUCCUAGACAGGAUCAAGGAAAGAAUACACCAAGUCAAGGUUCUCCGUACGCUUGGCUCUGGGCGUCUCGGUUCCAUGUUCCGGCUACGCAAUCUUUAUCCGUGGCUACGAGAUGAAAAGGGCGAUCCCUUGUUCAAGGAUAUCGAUGAAGAGAUCUAUCUUGCAAAAGAGUAUACCAAAGAUGACCUCGCACUGCUAGAGCCGUAUGGCUUACAAGGAGCUGCUGCAGAAGAAAUUAUCCUCCGCAUCGAGCACGAUCUUCAGAGGGAUCCUGAAGUGUCCAGUAUGAAACGCUCGAUGAUAAACGAGGAUGGGAAUUCACUCGCGGCACGAGCACUUCUGAUGUUAUACCGUUCCCUUGAGAAGUCCAAGGCACUUCCCGGUCCGAUUCGAGCACGGCUCGAGCAUCUGAGAUUUAUACCACUACAGAAUGGCGGAUGGGUCUCUGCGAGUUGCCGUCCACUUUAUUACUCUCAUUCUUCGAAGCUGGAAAUGCCUGACGGUCUCGGUCUAGCUCUUGUGGAUGCAAAAGCAGCAUCUAAUCCAGAUCGGCGUGCUUUACUUGACAAAUUUGGUGUUGUUGAGGCGCGGUUCAGAGACAUUCGGUUGAUGAUCAUACAGAAGUCAAUCGCUCCUGUUGCGAAUGAUACUUCUCUACACGCGUCCAUCUCCUGCCUCAAAUUCAUGUACCUUUCUGAAGCUCUACUCAAGGACGAAGAAGCUCCGGCACUACUAAAAGGUUUCGCGGUGUAUGAUCACCAACGGCAGGCGUGUCAACCAGUCAAACAGAAUGUCUACCUACCAAGUGAUGAUAAGUAUGGACCACGUCAACUACUUUCACCAUGCGGCGAUGCGCCUGGCUUUGACGUACCAUUUCUACAUGACGAAUAUCUCCUUUCCCCGCCUGCAACGCCACAGGGUCUUCGCUGGAGUUGGGAGGAAUGGCUCGAACUACGACUACGCCUGCGUCGCAAUGUCCGACUGGGAAUGAUGGACAAGCAGAAGAAAUUGACAGUUUCUUCUUUGUUCCGCUAUAUUGAACAGCAUCGACCUGACCGCCUCCUGGGUGCCCUACAACGCGCAUGGAGUAUUGAGAACAUCAAUGUCGCAGCUUCUGGUCAAUUGAUCAAAGCGCUGCGUAGUAUGAAGGUUCCUUGUAAAAGCCGAGACAAGCGUCUUCUAUUGCAGCCUUUGUUGGCAACAUUUAUGCCUUUACCAGAACUCGAAGGUAAACAUUCUCACUAUGCUGAAGAUGAGAACUUCCUGUUCCUAGACCUGGGUGAACCCAUAGCAUCCGAUACCUACAGGAUUAAAUGGGGUUUCCUGGUAGACCAUCUUGGCGUUGGCCAUGCUGACAGCCUUAAUUUUCACCUUUUUAUCCUCUGGUCGAUUCGCUACAGUAAUGCUACAGCUGUAGCCCGUCGUCAAUCGAGGAUCUUGGAUCUCUACGAGGUUAUUCAUACCCGAUGUCGAGAGUCAGACAGAUUCCUUAACGCUCAGACCAAUGCAAGAACCUUUAUCAAUAGGCAUGAUCUUGUAUAUAUCCCCGCCUACGAAACGAAACCGGCAGCAUGGGUGACGCCUGACAAGUGUCUUUGGGACGCGCGCAAAGAGAUGCAGACAGCAUACCCUCUUUCACAUCUGUACCGAACGACCUUUCAUCGAUCUGAAGAAGAGCUCGACAUUCUGAAACAGUUUUUCAAGAUAACUUUAGGUGUUAAGGAUUGUUCAUGGGAGAAUUACCUUGAUGAACUGCGGAGUUUGAGAACUCUGGCAACUGAGGACUUUAACUGGGUGAACGACAUAUACAACUCCCUCAAAGCAGAGAGGCCGAGCUUGACUGACACCGAUACUACAAAGAUCAGGAAAGCAUUUGCUGAAGAAAAGUUGAUCUACUCCAAUGUUGGCAAUGUUAGUCACUGGUAUACCGUCAGCGAGUGUCUAUGGUCCAGCGCAACCCAGAUUCGAGGCAAAGUAGCUCUCAACGAUCUCUAUCCGGACUUGGAGGAUUUCUUCGUCAAUUUCCUUGGCGUACAAGAGCUCACACUCAGUAUGGCAUAUGACGAGCUCAAGGAGAUGGGUAAUAGGAUUCCAAGUCCUCCAAUCGCUGCAGUCAAGGACACAAUUUGGGCACUCAAUUCUUUGUUAGUGACGGCGGACCGCCAGCCAGACGAAAGACCUGUCUUGAAAGGAACAGUUUUCCCUGUCAAGUACCCUAAUGGGUCAUUCAAGCUGCAGUCGUGUCGUACGGAGUUCGCCAUUGUCGACCGAAAGGCUCUGGGGGACAUCUUUGGGACGCGAGCCAAGACCUUGGACUUUACUCUAGAUGAAGUUCGUCGGCUACAGCCGUUUCUCUCAUGGCUCAACAUGGGAUCUAGAUAUCUAUCCACUUCGGUUCGGGAGAUCUCGACCGUGGCGAGUGAGCACAUGAACAGACUACAGUCUCCUGAUAGAGAGAUCAAGCAGAAGGCCGACGGUCUUUACAGGAUUGCCGUUCACUACAACAGUCCUCGGACACAAGAUGACAGUUCGAAGCUUCAUUGGAUUCUCGCCAAUGCGGAGGUCUACGAGACAGACGGCAUCUCCUCUGAGCUUCAUCUAUCCCAAGACGGGCAAGCGAUAGUUCAUAUCCAGGAACAAAGCGAUCUACACAUCCGUGAAGAUAAUGACACUCUCAAAAUUUACGUCCCACGGGAGCCCAAGGCGCAAGGGUUUUGUUAUUAUGCAGCGCUUCCUCGACGAUUACUCGAAUGGAUCAUGACCGAUCCGUCCACUCUUCAAGUCAAUCGCGCUGGUUCUGAGGCAUUGCAGAUGGUCGCAGCGGUCUUGAAUGCUCCUCUUGUCAUCAUGGCGCAGAUUCUGGAGGCAGAGGGGAUUAUUGAUGUAUCCAUCCCAACUGGCAGUUUCAAGCGAGAUAAAGACAAUGAGGAACAUAGAGAUACUGAUGAGUCUAAUACCUGUCAGGAAAUAGAGUUACGCCAGGACGAUGUCUCGAGCGAAGGAGUGGACGACACUACGUUGGCGUCGCUUGUAGAACCAGAAGACACUGAAGACGAAGUUGCUAGUCAAGAAGACUCUACCACUCAUCAAUCUGCUGGCGCCAUGUCUCCACCAAGGCUUUCGGAUCUUCCUAUACGACAAAAGAGUCCAGCCAUGUCAAGUUCGUCUGCGACUGGACAACCAGUUCUCACACCGGCUUCAUCAACGGCUGGCUAUUCCAGUGGGAACAAACGAAGACCAGUACAUCGCACACGAACAUCAAGCGCCAAUACCCAGCACGGCGAUGCGCUUGGCGAUGACCAAAGGACGCCCGGUACAGCCAGUAAUCCCGCGUUUGUGUUCGGGUCCUCACCCGCAAUGCAAUCAAGCUCUGCAUUCCAAUUCAAUGGCCCAGAUGGAGCUACACUAUCCUCUACCAUCGAAGACGAAGAAGUUUAUAUGGGAAUGAUCGACAAUGUCAUUGCUUCAGCCCGUAAAGCGACAAUCCCUCGUCGUGAUUAUUUCGGUGAGCGUGGACUGUUCAGCGCGCUACCAGAAGUUGAUGACGAGGUCCAAAUGUCACAACGUUUCCGCUCGUAUGGGCCUAAAGAACGGGACAUGCGUAUUGGGGCUCUGGGCGAACUAUACGUCUUUGAACUUCUUCGGGGUCUUAAUCCGGCUCUCUCACAUUUCGGCAGAGACAAUUGGCAGAGCCGGAUGAGAAAGUUCAUCAACGUGCAUCCGACUUACUCCGAUAUGCCACCAUGGAAUGGUCAAGAGACAGCCGAUAUCGUAUACUUUGAUCGUGGGCGAGAGUUGACAAGGCAUUUGGUGGAAAAACGACAACUCCGUCCUGAGUGGUUAGGCCUGAAACCUUGGUACUUAAUUGAGGUCAAGUCCACGACCGGGGACAGUCGCACUCCGUUCUACCUGAGCAAGAGACAGUACGAAAAGAUGGGACAGUACACGGACACGUCGGCAUGGUGUACAGUAUCUACAGCGACCGCGACCGUACCCAUUCCCAUUUACCUGAUCGCCCGGGUCUCGAAUGUCGGCAAGACAAACAUACAUUUGGAUCUUUACAUCUAUCCAGCAACACUGCGAGUGAGUAAUUCAUUGGUCUUUACGCCUGAAUCAUGGUCAGUUGUUCCUGGGCCAAACGCUCCUGGGAUGACCUAG
This is a messenger RNA of Fusarium poae, 5400 nucleotides long. RefSeq lists its product as uncharacterized. The record is from RefSeq and is a predicted model, not a curated record. Bases 1 to 5400 code for a protein of 1799 amino acids. The transcript has 8 exons. Lineage: Eukaryota; Fungi; Ascomycota; Sordariomycetes; Hypocreales; Nectriaceae.